AUGGCGACUUCUUCCAGGCCAUACAAACUUACCACGCUUGUCAGGCGGAGAUCCGACAUUACUGAACAAGAAUUCCACAAGUAUUGGUCUGAGAAACACCCAAUCGUUGUCAAUGACUGGCUUGCAAGACAUGGUGUGGUCAAAUAUGUCCAGUACCACACACCAUUAGAGCUCAGAGAGCAAUGCAAGUUCGGUCAGGGCUCAAGUCAGAUAGCUGAAUUCGAUGGUUACGUUGAACUUACUGUUCCAAACAUCGAAGUCUUGAAACGUGCUUUCGAUGAUCCCUUCUACAAGUUGCAUGUCGCCCCCGACGAGGCUGUUUUCAUAGACGCUCAAGGAACGCGCCGUACAUUUGGCUACGAAGAGGUAUACAUCAAGGAUGGAGAGGUCAAAAAGUAG
Molecule: messenger RNA, 399 nt
Organism: Aureobasidium pullulans EXF-150
Lineage: Eukaryota; Fungi; Ascomycota; Dothideomycetes; Dothideales; Saccotheciaceae
Exons: 2
Coding region: 1-399 (132 amino acids)
Molecular function (GO): oxidoreductase activity
Source: RefSeq, a predicted model, not a curated record